AUGUCAACACUCCGAACGUCUGUUAUCAUAUAUUUUACGCUAAAUAGAAGACAUUUUUCUCAUUCUUUUUCAGGUGGUUAUAAAUCCAAAAACUUUGAAACGUUGCCGCACGACCUCCCUCUUCAUACCGGCUUUUCCGGAUGUAUAUUCGACGUUGAAUUGCGUACAGACACGACAAUUCUUCCACUGACUGGUUCCAGUCCUGCCACCGGCCGUGGCGUAGGUGAAUGCAAUCGUAAUGAAUGCAUUCGCCACUCGUGCAAGAACGGUGCGGUAUGUUUACAUCAUGGAGCAUCGUAUAGUUGCAUUUGUACAAAGGAAUGGGUUGGGCCUGACUGUUCCAUUCCUAUCUAAACCUAUCUAAUCGUCGCUGAAAACGUUC
Acromyrmex echinatior (Panamanian leafcutter ant) is the source of this 382-nucleotide messenger RNA. RefSeq names its product eyes shut (gene eys). Gene Ontology annotation, molecular function: calcium ion binding. NCBI's taxonomy places the organism in Eukaryota, Metazoa, Arthropoda, Insecta, Hymenoptera, Formicidae. The record is from RefSeq and is a predicted model, not a curated record.